Darwinula stevensoni is the source of this 1574-nucleotide messenger RNA. Lineage: Eukaryota; Metazoa; Arthropoda; Ostracoda; Podocopida; Darwinulidae. The record is from the annotation of a GenBank genome assembly.
ACACACACACACACACAGACACGUUUGAACGAGACAGCUCUUGCGGCCUUGGCUCGUUCACUCCUCGUUGUGUUGUGGCCCGUGCUGCGCGAGUCCUCGCCCCUCUUGCCUCUCUCGCGUCUCUGCCGAGGAUGAAGGGGCUUCUGGUGAUGCCGCCCGCCCUGGCCUUCAUGGUCAAGGCUUCCAUCGUCCUCGCGGUCCUCCUCGGCGUCUACAUCAAGUUCGUGGUGAAGGACCCCGAGCCUCCCGUCUUGGAGGACGUGUAUUGGGGGCCCGGGGAACCCCCCGCCAAGCCCGACCUCUCCGUCAGACCCUUCGUCGUCUCCUUCCCCGAGAAGGGAUUAGAGGAGUUGAGGCGCCGGCUGGAGCUCGAUUCCCGGUUGGUGCAGGCCCUCGAGGGCCAGGGAUUCCGCUACGGCUUCAACGCGGCAUUUCUCGAAGAGGUCCAACAGUACUGGCUCGACGAGUACGACUGGCGGAAGGAGGAGGCGCGCCUCAACGCCUUGCCGCAUUUCAAGACGUACAUCCAGGGUCUCAACGUUCACUUCGUCCACGUGAAGCCGGGGGCGGGGAAGGGGAAGGGGAAGACUUGCCCCGUGCUCCUGCUCCACGGCUGGCCCGGAUCCUUCUUCGAGUUCUACAAGGCGGGUUCCCGAGACGUGAAGGAGCCGUGUUCGUUGGAGCUGGUCAUUCCGAGUCUACCGGGGUAUGGCUUUUCGGACACGGCCGCGAAAUCCGGGCUGGGAGCCAUCGAAACGGCACGAAUCAUGAUGACUCUCAUGCACGAAAGACUCGGCUUUUCGACCUUUUACGUCCAAGGAGGUGACUGGGGGAGCCUCAUCGCCACGGCCAUGGGCGCGAUCUACCCGGACAAGGUGAAGGGGAUACAUCUGAACAUGUUGGUCGUGAACACCCCCGGAGUGACGUUGAAGUGGCUCCUGGGGCACUUCGUUCAUCCGUCCUUGGUCUGCGACAUCCCAGACAGGUGGAAGCUGUAUCCCAUGAAGGAGAAACUCUCCUACAUGCUCCAGGAGACGGGAUAUCUCCACAUUCAGGCCACAAAGCCGGAUACCGUCGGCGUGGGACUGAGCCAGAGCCCGCUGGGACUCGCCGCUUACAUCCUGGAGAAGUUCAGCACGUGGACGAACAAGAGCAGCAUGGGGGAAUGGGACGGGGGGCUCAAGUCCACCUUCGCUCUCGACGACCUCCUCACCAACGUCAUGGUCUAUUGGAUCUCCAACUCCAUCACCACCUCCAUGAGGAUCUACAGCGAAUCCUUCAGCCCCGCCGCUCAGGGUUUCGACAGCGUGCCGGUCCGAGUGCCGACGGGGAUGGCGGCCUUCCCGGACGAGAUCUUCGUCCACCCCAAGAGUUUCAUGGAGCAUCGGUAUUACGACAUCGUGACGUACGAUGACAUGCCGCGAGGGGGUCACUUCGCGGCGUUCCAGGAACCUCAAAUUCUUGCUCAGCAUUUCCUCAAAUUUCUCUCACUAGUCGAAAAACGGGAAUGAACGAGUCGUGCACGCUGCCUGUUUUAUCAUUCGCGUUGAUUUCGAUGAAGAUGUUGCAGAAUG